Messenger RNA from Suillus subalutaceus, 872 nucleotides. RefSeq names its product pyridoxal phosphate-dependent transferase. The transcript is spliced from 4 exons. Gene Ontology annotation, molecular function: pyridoxal phosphate binding; glutamate decarboxylase activity. NCBI's taxonomy places the organism in Eukaryota, Fungi, Basidiomycota, Agaricomycetes, Boletales, Suillaceae. The annotation marks the transcript as partial. Gene Ontology annotation, cellular component: cytosol. The record is from RefSeq and is a predicted model, not a curated record. Gene Ontology annotation, biological process: L-glutamate catabolic process.
ACGUGGGUGUCGGUUGGGUGGUAUGGCGCUCCAAGGAGUAUCUCCCGAAGGAUCUCAUCUUUGAGCUGCAUUACCUUGGUUCAGUUGAAUACUCAUUCUCGCUCAACUUCUCCCGUCCUGCCGCACCCAUCAUCGCUCAAUACUUCAAUUUUAUCCACCUCGGAUUUGAGGGAUACCGCGCGGUAGCUAAAGAUGAUCUCAAGAAUGCAAGGCUCUUGAGUCGUGCUCUUGAGAAGUCUGGGUGGUACACAGUGCUCAGCGAGAUACACCGACCAAAAGCCGAAAAUAUCCUUCAGAAGAAUGCUCACAACGACUUCGACGAAGAAAAUAUCGAGAACUAUGAAGAAGGUCUUCCGGUUGUUGCAUUCCGGUUCUCCGACAGUUUCCAAGGGUCGUACCCUGAAAUUCAACAGAAAUGGAUUCAGACUCUUCUGCGAGCUAAAGGGUGGAUUGUCCCGAACUAUGAACUUGCCCCUGACUUGGAACAGGUUCAAAUCCUUCGGGUCGUCGUCAGAGAGAACAUGACUGAAGCGUUGGUGGACCGCCUGUUAGAAGAUAUCGUCGAGGUUACUCAAGACCUCAUUAAGCAAGAGUCCCCGACACAUGCCCUCAACUUACUUGGAAACCACAGCCGUAAGAACCGUGACAAUACUGGUAAGAUGGACGAAGGCUCUGCGUCCGGGUGCUCCGGUACAUACGCGAAGCCGUGUUAGAGCUGGCAGAGGUGAAAGAGCGGUAGAAAGAUUCAUUUUGGCGAUAUUUGUGCAACAUAGUACUGGAUAUCCUGUAGAAAGUAUCAGAAAAGGUUAAGGAAUUGUAAAGAUUAGGCCUGCUGAGGGCCAGGAAUAUGAAUCACGAGGUUUUAGAGCACC